CCUUUAGAAAAGAAGUGCUAAAGGAAUUGCCAAAUGAGUUCUACAUUUUCACUUGCACCAAAACCUUACAUUAGAGAGAGCAAUAGAAAACUCCUGCCCCCAAAAUCUAUGCUCACAACAAUUAGAGCUGAAGUGAUUACAGCUCCCAAGCAAAGAAGCACGCGGAUUUUUCCUGAACUGUCAAUACAAGGCAUUCCUGUUGCUGAUUUGCAUGUACAAGAAAUUGUUCAAAGGCAAUCCAAGACUGACAACACAGCCAAUGGAGGUACUAGCCGAAAGCCACAGUUCGUUCCAAGCUUUCUUGAAGAAGCGUAUGAAAGGUGCAGGACCAUCUGUGCAGAAUAUGCCAAGACAUUCUAUCUAGGCACUUUGCUAAUGACAGAGGAGCGUCAAAAGGCAAUAUGGGCAAUCUAUGUUUGGUGCAGAAGAACAGAUGAACUGGUUGAUGGCCCCAAUUCUGGGCACAUGGACUCUGAAGUUCUUGAUAGAUGGGAAGAGAGACUAGAAGACAUUUUCGAAGGACGGCCUUAUGACAUGCUUGAUGCUGCAUUGACUCAUACUGUUCUCAACUUCCCCUUAGACAUUAAGCCUUUUAGGGACAUGAUCGAGGGUAUGCGAAUGGACACAAGAAAAUGCCGAUAUCAGAAUUUUCAAGAGCUUUAUCUCUAUUGCUACUAUGUGGCUGGAACUGUUGGCCUAAUGAGUGUUCCUGUAAUGGGAAUUGCACCAGAUUCUCUGAUUUCUGCUCAAAGUACAUAUGAUGCUGCACUCUACUUGGGUAUAGGGAAUCAACUCACAAACAUACUUAGAGACGUCGGGGAGGAUACUGCGAGAGGUAGAGUUUAUCUUCCCCAAGAUGAGCUGGCACAGUUUGGGUUAUCCGACGACGAUGUUUUUUCAAGAAAGGUCACUGAUCAAUGGAGAGAGUUCAUGAAAGAACAGAUUACUAGAGCGAGAUUCUAUUUCAACCUGGCAGAGGAGGGUGCUUCUCAACUUGAAAAGGAUAGCCGUUGGCCGGUAUGGUCAUCGCUGCUGAUAUAUCGAAACAUCUUGGAUGCAAUUGAGGAAAAUGAUUACGAUAACUUGACAAAGAGAGCAUAUGUAGGCAGAGCUAAGAAACUUCUCAUGUUGCCUUUGGCUUACACAAAAUCCCUUAAUACACAUAGUUUGAUACUUUGAUACUUUGAUCUCUCAGUAGUAUCACCUCUGUAUAUCUCUAUAUUGUGUAUUCAUGUAUGAUAACUCAUGUUAAAUCAAGUCAUUCAACCAGUGUUAAAGUUCUGUGCAUGUGCUCCUGGCUUUGAAUCUGAGAAAAACUUUUUAAAAAGAAUUGAUCUUAAUUCGGAUCUCUUUAGUAACAAAAAAAAUGCAACCUGACCCUAUCAAAUCAGACAGAUAAUUAAUAAUAUCCAAAUAUGUACCUGGCUGUUUUACAAAUCCGAUUCUUCAUAUGAUGAUAUGAUAAACGCACUAUCAAAAUUUUUAAAAUGAUGAAGUUGACUGAAACUUUUACCAGGUUAUGGUCAAAGUCUUUGAACCAUAAAGGGCAUAAGAAAAUAACAGCCUACCAUCUUGUCUUGGCACAUCCGCUCAUUUUUAACUUCUAUCUCUUAGGUCCAAGAACCCUCAGAAUCAGAAACACUGAAAUAAAAUAUGGUCUGCGAGGAAACAAGGGGUAAAGAUCUUACUUAACUGAACUAUGAAAUAAUCAAAAUAAAAUGAACCUAUUGGAUAACAAGUAGCAUUCAUUCGUACCAAGGGGGGGAAUUAUAAAAGCACCCAUUAUAUGAACUGAACUGAACUACGAAAUAAUCAAAAUAAAAUGAACCUAUUGGAUAACAUGUAGCAUUCAUUCGUACCAAGGGGAAAAUUAUAAAAGCACCCAUUAUAUGAAGUGAGCUCAUCGUCCCUCUACAGACCCCCAAAAAACCAUCCUAAUACAGAAAAAAAAAAAAAAAAAAAAAA
Molecule: messenger RNA, 1965 nt
Organism: Rosa chinensis
Lineage: Eukaryota; Viridiplantae; Streptophyta; Magnoliopsida; Rosales; Rosaceae
Product: phytoene synthase 2, chloroplastic
Exons: 6
Coding region: 34-1179 (381 amino acids)
Biological process (GO): carotenoid biosynthetic process
Molecular function (GO): geranylgeranyl diphosphate synthase activity
Source: RefSeq, a predicted model, not a curated record